Messenger RNA from Lymnaea stagnalis (great pond snail), 19632 nucleotides. The record is from the annotation of a GenBank genome assembly. Lineage: Eukaryota; Metazoa; Mollusca; Gastropoda; Lymnaeidae.
CUGUUAACGAUUCGGUACCGGCAAGUUUGACAGGGAUAUAGCAAGAUAAUACUAAUAGACAAGUAACAUUUGCUUUGACUAAAGGGAUGGUGUGGUUAGAUGUUGUUACAACUUAUUGACUGAAUUGAACUUAUGCUUAAGAAUUAAAAAUGUUCGCCGAUUCACCUUUAGAACAGUUAGGGGAUUCACUCGGCUUUGCGGACGUGAGCACAGGCACGGUUGCUUUGGUAACUACGACGCUGCUUUUGAGUGCUGCAUUGGCAUAUCGAAAACUUACAGAACCAAAGGUAGUCAAAAUGUUUUUGUUUUCAUUGAUUCUUUAAUAACUACACGAUUUUUAUAUUAAAAGACCAAUAAUACUGAAAACGCCGUUAGACGCCAUGAUGGUCACAUCCCUCUACCCGAGGCCGGGGUGACUAACCCGCUUUACCUCUCCUGCCCCGGUGCCCCCCCCCCCCGCCCACUUCCAUGCCAUAGCAUUAUAAUUUCUAAAUAUAUGAAAUAUUUAGUAUAGUGCAGUAUAGUGCCAUUGUGUACUCGAGAAACUGCAUUGCUAAUUAUGUCAAAUUUUGAUUUAAAUAUAACUAGUUGCAAUCCACCCCUGUGGCACUACAGCCCCUGGCCUGAAGUAUGAAGGUACUUUGACAGAAAUUUUUAAUUUUGUUCUUUUGAAUUGCCAUAAAUGAUAAAUCACUUUAAAGAGUUAAAGAGCUAGCUAUAAGUAUAAGUAUAAGCUUUAUAUAAUAAACAUCAAUUUCACCUUUCUAUCUUUUAUAGAAGUGGAGUUAUGAUUUUUUUGUGAUUUUUUUAACCCCCCCCCCCCUUGUUUAUCUUUGUAUUUAACUGCAAAAACAUGUGACUGACUUUUCAAAUAUCUGCCUUUUUUUUUGCCAAAAACUUUUUUAUUUUAAACAAUAAUGCUUCCAGAUUUUCAGGAAACAUUCUCAGUGCUAUUUACAACACAAUAAACAACAAAACUUUUACAUAACAUCAAAUACGUUUUAUUUUUGAUAAUUUUAUUUGAGGAUAUGAUACGAAAAACAUGAACAGAAAAAUAUAAAACAUUAUUAUUUGUAAAGGAAAAAACAAAAAAAUAAAAUGUUUAUUGUAUUUGAAUUAUAAAAGGUAAGUAGAUGUCUUUUUUUACAAUAAAGUUGAAUGCAUAACAUUAUAAAAUAUAAACUACUUGUAUCACCAAAAAGACUAAUACGAGCAUACCAGCGAUGGGGUAUGUGAUUCAAAUUUAAAAGGUAAUGACAAUGGGGAUGUUCUGCCUAUCAUUUUGUAUUUAAACUGCUCUUCAAACUGCUUAGUCGUGUUGAUAAAUCCACAAUCUCUAUUUUAUAUACUGUGUCCAAACGUGCCUCCUUGUUGAUGGAAGGAGUUCUUUGAGAGAAAAUUAAAAUGUUCUCUUGUGUCUGAAUGAAACCUAGAAAUAACAUCUAAUCAUAUCUUGAAUCUACACAAUUUCUUAUUGCUUUUAAAAAUAUUAUUCAAGUUUUUUGUUUAAUAAAAUUAAUUUCUUUUACUGUAUUUUUUUAUAAUUAUUAAAUACUUGUCCAAGUCCAUGAUGUAGGCUAGGCCUAAUUUUAGUAAUAAUAUUCUCUUAGACUUGUACGACUUAUAAUAUGAGUAAUGUCACUAAUGACAGAAACACAAUUAUUAUUAUUGCUACUAUCAAACUAUUAUUGUGUCAAUAAAGAAGAACUGAUAAAAUGUGUAGGCAUACACUCACAAAAUUAUUAGUGUAAACUGAUUCUAUGACUGACUGUAUACCUUCACAUAUUAUUAUAUAAUUAUAUUAUUCAAGGGACAAAACUAGUCCAAAAUUCACCCAAAUACACAAAGUAAAAAUUAAUAAAAACUCUUUAUUUUAUUAGGUUGUAUUAAUUUCUAAUAAUAUUAUAAAACUGUUUCUUAUUCAUUAACCGAUUAGUGUUACAUAGAUUUUUUACAAUGAACAAUAAUAAAAAUAUUUUUUAUAUCUUUAUAUUAAAUUGAUAAGGAGAGCCAUUUCCGACAACCCAAGUUUUUUUGUUUUUUUUUGUGAAGGAGGAUAACUUGUAACAACUGACAAUUUCAUCGAAAUUUUAAAAUGCAUGACUUUAUUUUGAUAUUCCUACUUAGCCUACUAUUAACGAAAAAAUUUAUUUCUCUUUGUGAAUUUAUCAAGCAGUAUUACGAUAAACCACUAUGUAUUACGACUUUACAUUAAAAAUUAAUAAGCUAUUAAAGUACAUACCGAUACAAAGAAUAAAUGAUACAAAAGAAUAAAUUGUUGCCAGUCUCAAGAUUCACCAUAAUGCAAAUAUGAUAUCGCUUUCUUUGGAAAAAUAUGCGCUCUACGUCACUGAUGACAAUACAAUUUAUUAUUAGAAAACAACAAAGUCCUCCCCAAGCUGAAUGUAAAAUGACCACAAAGGUUUUUGCGCCAUGUUUUGGCAUGCGCAGAUCGCGUGUCCGUGAGAGUUUUAAAGUCCCUACUAUGCUACAACUGAUCUGAUUACAGUUUUAUAAAUAGUUUUCUUUGUUUUUCUUGUAACAUUUUUACUUUUGAGUAUUUUCUUACUACUGAAGUAUGCCCUGUUUCCAGCCGUUAUUCUUUUUUUUUAUUUCUGUUAGUUAUUUGUUUCUUUCAUUUAGUAAAGAUCCUAGUUAUUUGAAUUGAUUUACUUUGUUAAAAAUGUGGUUUCUAAUUUUAAUGGUUUCAUCUGUCUGUUUUUCUCUAAUCAUAGUCACAUAUUUUGUUUUUUGGUUGUUAACUUCCAGCCCUGCUUGUAGUUAUGCGUCAUCUCAUUCAAUAAAGGCUAUUGAUAUGUCCUUAUUACUUUUCCCUAACAGUGCUAUAUCAUCAGCAUAUGCAAGAUACUGAAGGGGUUGAUUGCAGAGAGUGACUAUUGGUUGUGGGUUUUGGGUCUCCCUCAGAAAGUAUUCGUCUAUCGUAGGUGUCAAUAUGUAUGUUUCUUAUAACUCUCUAAUGUUAGGUUAAAUAGCACCCAAAUACAAGACAGUGAGUCUUCUAGGCUUAGGCCUCAUCUAAUCUGAAAUUCCCUUAAAUAUUCUCCCUGAACCUUGAUUUUUCUUUUUGAGUUGUUUGAUGUUACUUCUAUGUAUCAGUCUUGUCACUUUGUUUGUAGCAUGUAGAGAAUUGUUCUCUCUGAAACAUUUUGAUAUACCAGGAUGUUUGCAUCCCAUUGACCAAAAUUCACGAACAAAUGGAUGAGAGUUCAUCCCCAUUAUUGUUUUGUUGUUACUGUUAGAAAUUUGUAGGUCUCAUAAUUAUUAAAGUUUCCAGUCUCUAAAAAUAGAUCUCUUGCAUAUUGGAGUGUUGAUUUAAUUCUGUAGGAUGCAUACACAUUUAUUGAGAGUACAAACUUGUGAAUAUUAUUUGUUUCCAGCAAAGUAAAAAAAUCAGUUAAGGUCAUUUGGCUUACUAGUAAUGAUACAAGCGGCAAAUUUAUACCUACAUUUUUCAAAGGUAAAAAUCUGAAAUAGCUCUCAAUUUUAGUUCUAAGAUCAGCAGCUUUCCUAUUAGAAUCUACAUUAUUUAUAGUAGGAACAGUAUUAGCUCUUCUACAAGGCACUUUAACUGGGAGCGGGGCUGGUUGUUUAUCAGCUUAUGAAUUAUCAUUUCAUUAUUUCGUCUCUAAUACUACUAAUACUACUACUAGGAUUAAAAUUUUUACGAUUCAUCAUGAUCAGCAUCUGCAUUCGAAAUCAUAAAGUCACUGCUAGAAUCGUCAUCAGAGUAAUAUUUUCAACCUUUAUUAGUUUGAUCGUAAAUGGGUCAGGUCAAGAUUUCAUGCUUGUAAAAAAAAAAAAAUUGAUAAAUCAAAACAACUGCUUCAAACACUUUGUAUUUCGUCGAAUGAAAGAAAAUCCUAAUGUUUAUCCAAGGGAAAUCAUUCUAGAUGUUAUUCAAAGUACUUUAAAACCAAUAGCUUAGAAAAGAACCGAAACAGGUUUUUAUGCAUGGACAAUGGGUUCGUAAAGCCGUCAGAAAACCUAAUUUAAAAUCGACAAUUGGAGUGUUUAUCUGGAGAGAAAGAGUUAAAGGGUCCAGUCCUCCAUGUGGUGGUUGAUAAUCUGCACCUUGUCUUAUUGCCUUUAUUUAGUAUGCCCUUAAAAUAUUCAGCCCACCUCUACAGUACUUCACUAUUUUCCGUAAUUAAUUUUCCAUCCUGGCUCUCACACAUUUGAGGCUGGCUUGGUAUUCAACCAUCCAAGCCUUCAAAACUCCACUCAAGACACAACUCUUCAAACUCUACUAUUCCAACUCAUUCUCACCUCUAUCUGACCGAUAAACAAUGCUCGAUGCUGCUGGGUGCUGUCCAUGGCUAGACAGGGGUAAUUAGUACUUGGGUGGGUGAGGUCAAUAUUUUUAAAAAGCUGUUUUUAAUGUCAUUUUCCUUUUUUUUUCUUUCUCCAUGCUAAUUUUUAUGUGAAGUGCCCUAGGCUGGUGUACCCCGCUAUAUAAGACCACUGUAAUAAUAAUAAUAAUAAUCCAUUCUUUUCAUCUUUUAUCUUCAUAUACAUUCCUCUGAUGUUUCCCUCUCUUGAUGAGUCUUCUUUUUCUUUUAGUUUAGCUUUUACUCAUUCUCUCUUUUUCUUCCUAAACGUUUUUGUGGCUUCCUUCUGGCUUCCGUGUAUGUUUCAUAUCCAGGCAUAGGUUGAUUUCCAUUAGAAUCAGUCUGGGUUUUACUCUGUAAAAUCAGUAUUUCUGCACGAGACAACUAGUUACUUGUAUGCCUUAAAUAUAACUAUAGACGAGAGACUAAUAUAAGAUCUCCCACAGGGCAGUGACAGCCUUAUCAAUUUGUAUAGGAUAAUGAUGGAUGAAGAAUUCAAACAACUAAAACAAAAAUACCAGUUGUAUGGACCCAACCAUAGUCGGACCCCAACCAUAGUCUUGGCAGUUAUAAAAAUCAGACUGUGCUGGACAUGCAAGAGCAAAAGGGGUUAAGACAAAAACCAAGGGAGUCAUCAGUCAACCAAGCCUGAUAAAUGAGAUGGAUUGAUGAUGUAAAGACUAAUUGGGGGUCUGGGCAUGAAGACAAAAUCCUUGAAAGAAUGUGGUGGAGUAGGCCAGAGCCCUCCAUGGUAGAGACUGAUUGAAUUUCAGUGCCAAAGGUUGCCAUUUGAUCAUUUUGGCAUAUUUUUGGUUUUUGCCUGAAACAGAUAAGUUAACUUUCUAUUUAUUUUUGGUUUCAGCUGAAACAGAAAAGUGAAGUUUCGGUUUAUUUUCGGUUUCAGCCAAUAGAGAUUGAGACUUUUGGCCAUCUGGCUGAAAGUGAUUGAGGCCUUCGGUCCUCUACCAGAUGUCAGACUGUCACCCUGUCUGUGGGCCGGCAAUCCAAUAUUCAUUAUUGCUUAAGGUCUCGCUGUCAUCUUAUAAUUUAUAACAAAUCCUCUGCAAACACUGUUCACAGCUGCAUGCAUGAUAACUUACUUGUCCAUUAUUUCCACACAAAAAUUUCAAUAAGGCAAAAGGAAAGGUAAAUAGUUUUGUGGAAAAAAAACUACUAGGGGAAUGGUAAUAUUAAUAUUAUUAUUUUAAAAAAAAUAUUUUUUUAACUUGGGAACCCUAGGUUUAUUCAAAUCAUUCAUUUGUGACAAACAUUUUGAUUUAUCAUUAUCUUUUCAUAGUCAAAGGUAAAUAGUAUUGUGGAACCCUAAUGGUAAAAUUCUCAUUAUUAUUUGUUUAAUUAUUCUGUUAUUCUUUUUAAUUUGGGAUCCCUAAGCUUAUUCAAUUAAUUAUUUAUUUGACAUUCAUCUUCAUCAUGCUCAUAAAUGGCUUAUGUAAUAUAAACCUACUAUAACAAAUAUUUUAUACUGGGGGCCUAGUUACACUAGGUGGAAGCACGCUUAAAUUAAAUUUGGUAUUGAAAUGAUUUCUGUAUUCUAAAAUUACAUUUAAAAAAAAAAAAGAUUAUAUUUAUUCAGAUAUUUGGAUGAUGAACAGGGAGGUUUAGAUCCCAAUAAGUUUGGUUGGCUAAACAAAAAGUAGUUAAGACGUUUAUUGCUUACCGAUGGUCAAAGUGAGUCACUUAGUUACACUGCAAAAAAAGCAAAGGGUGAGAGAGGUUCACUUCCUUGGGUAAUAAAAAUUGCCAAAAAAAUUGUUCAGUCCUUUUUCGCAGUACGCAGAACAUGUGAGAAAACAAGUUUUGAAAUAUUUAAAUGUUUCGGUUUCGGCCGAAAGCCUUGUUAAAGUUUUGGUUUCUAACGAAAAUCAUUUUUAACUUUCGGUCUGAAUAAAAAAAAUCUCUUUCCGUUGGUCUCUACUCCAUGGGCUGUGACUGUGGCGCCAUUGAUGAUGAUGACUUGGCUUACAUUUUAAAGAUUAUAUAUUCAUGUAUGGAUAAAAUUGACAUGCUAGAAGUAAUAAAUAGCUUUAGCAUAGAUAGGGUUUAAGUGAAUAUUUUUAAAAAGCUUGAUACAUAUUAGGAACUAUGAAGAAAAGGCAAACAAAAUUAAUAAUGAACUUAUCUUAUGCUGUGUGAAGUCCGAGAGAAUGUUAUUAUGAAGUAAGAUUGUGUACAGAAGUAAAUACUAAAAAAAAAAAAAAAAGAUAGAAAGUACACAAUGAAUCAAUAUAAACAAGAACUGGUGCAGAGAAAAAGUUGUUAUAGAACACCGUACAUUCAUUCCUUCUGAUGUUAGCGGCCUGAACGUGUAUCAAGCUACUCUCCAACCUCACCCUGGCUGGCCUGUUGGUGGCGCAAAGGCCAUUAUGGACACAUCUGUUGCACUUUUGUAAUCAAUUUUAUUGAAAAGAGUCAAGACAGGAUGUUUGUCUUUAUCAUUGUGAUGGUGUAAGCUAAAUCUGUCUGAAAGUAGCCAUACAGCUCGACCAAUGUGAAACAUUUGACAGCAAUGACAAAUAAUGGUGUAAAGGACAUUGCAACUAAUACAUGAUUAACCAUCAUGCAUCUGAAAUCUAACCUUGGGAAGGUUUAUCUGUUGGGUCUAAAUGGCAUAAAGGCAAGUCUUACAGUGACCACGUCAACAAUUCUUCAAUUCUUAAUCCCAAAUUUUUAGGGGGUGGUUCAUAGGUGGCUACAAACAAGAUGAUUACAUAAAUUUAUCUUGUCUAAACUCAAUGAAAGGGAUGAAAAAAUGCUGUGUGCAUCAGGCUCAGCCAGGAUAGUGGUGCAAUUUUUUUUUUUAAUCUUGUUUACUGAGAUUAUGGAAAUUAUUGAUUAGAUUAAGUUUCUGUGUGCUCAUUGUCACUCACACAGGACUUAAAGGUAUCAACAUGUUUGAUAUUUUUUAUCAGUUGAAGGGCGGAUGAAAGGACUGACCAUGUAGGCCUCCUAGAAAUAACUUUAAAAUUAAAGAUUUAUUCAGAGUCAUCUUCAUUCAAUCAUAGGAUGAUAGGCAUCAAUAUCAGUCAAUUCUACAUCAGUCUGUGAUAGGUUCAAGGUUCUUGGUUGAUAAUAAACUUCUCAGGAGCUUUGAAAACAAGGCUAAACUUCUAGCUCUCUAUUAGAAAUGGAAUAAAAAAGAAAUGUAAAAACAUUCGGAUUACUUCAUAAAGAAUUACAUUCUUGUGAGACUAGAAGUCAAAUUUAUUUAUGUUAAGCUUAUCAAAAACUUUAAUUAUAUAUACAACCAAAGGUGAAAUUUAGUGCCAGAUCAGCCUUUGCACAUUUUGGGAAGCAUUGAACAGCAUGAAAAGCAGCAUUUUGUAAACCUGUGACUUAGUUUCUUAUAUAUAUUUUUAUUCGUAAUAAAAAUAGUUUUUCACCACCUAUAUAGUAUUCAUUAAUUUUCAUUUGCUUCGAGCAUAAAAAUAUAAAUUAAUAAAAGAAUGCUGAUUUUUUUUUAAUGCCAGGUUCAAGGUAUAACACCACCCUUUAUACCAUCAACGAUUCCAUUUCUGGGACAAGCAGUGAGCUUUGGUUCAAGUCCUAUUGAAUUUCUUUUGGCAGCUUAUGAAAAAGUAAGUUAUUUUCCUUUGAAUUUGGAUAUUUAGUUCUCUAGAAUUUCUGUAAAUUUUAUUAUAACAUCUAAAAGAGAUCCUUAAGGUGAGAAGUUCUGAAAAAUAGUCCUUAACUACCAUCUGGUUUAUUACAAGGCAGCUUGCAACAAAACAAUUGAAUAAUUUUGGUGAAUUAUAUACUUAAAGAGAAAAAAUGUAUUUAUUUAUUUGUGAUUAUAGCACAUGUACACAUGUAAAACGCUGUCUUGUUUUCUGGAUCUAUACCUAGUUAGAAUAUUACUGGAAGGCCUGUCUGUCAUUGGUAGUUAGAAUAUUACUGGAAGGCCUGUCUGUCAUUGGUAGUUAGAAUAUUACUGGAAGGCCUGUCUGUCAUUGGUAUGAAAUCAGCUAUUUUUAAACUAAUUUCUCAUUUCAUAGACCUGUAUUACUAGGGUACAAUACCAUUUCUAGUAUGGCACAGCAAUACAAAUUUAUUUGACAAAUUAUCUCAUUAUUUUUUUAAGAGAGCAACUCUUAGUUCCCUUUCAUUUUCUUAUGGCAGUGAGUUAUUUUCCAAUACUGGAUAGAGAUUUUUAAAGAAAGGAAGGGAAUCAUUGCCAGAUCUGUCAUUUUAAUAUAACCAUAUGCAUGCACAGACAAAAGAAGUGUAAGAAUAAAGACCUGAAAAUUUUCAAUUGUGAAUGCAAUCAGCAUAAAUAGUUAUAAUGCUGGCAAAAUAAGUUUGUGUAGGGGUGAAAUGAGAACUUUAAAUCAACAAUUUUUUAUUUUUUUUUUGCGUAACUAAUGAGAUUUAAGAAGUUAUACUGGGUGUAUGUGCAGUAUUGUAAUGGUAAUUAUGGGUUUAACAUAGAAAAAGUUCUGAAAAAUGCUUAGUUGAUGAUAAAUUUAUAAUAAGGAGCCAUCUUUAAACAUCACACAUCUAGGGGGAAGGGGGAUUAGCAAUUUGUGAUAAAGAAGAGUCCAAAAUGAGGAAAAAUAGUAUGAUAUCAUUUAUGAAUGGCACCUAAUUACAAAUGACAAUUGAAAAAUCAAUCUACAAUUUUUUUUCCCUUUUUCUAUAGUAUGGCCCAGUUUUCAGCUUUACAAUGGUGGGGAAAACCUUCACCUAUCUUGUUGGAUCUGAAUCUUCUGCUCUUAUGUUCAAUAGUAAAAAUGAAAAUUUAAAUGCAGAGGACGUUUACAGUCGUCUAGUCACACCAGUAUUUGGUAAAGGAGUUGCCUAUGAUGUUCCAAACUCAGUAAGUUUAUAUAUAUACACAUCUGUUUGUAUAUCUGAUUUUUUUUUUUUUUUUUUUUUUUUUUUUUUUUGUUUUUUUUUUUUUUUUUUUUUUUUUUUUUUUUUUUUUUUUUUUUUUUUUUUUUUAAUUAUAUAAACAAUUGGCAAGUAACAAUCUUGUUUUAGCUCUCUUAAAUUAUUUACAUUGGGAUUUUUUCUUCAUGUUGUCGUUUAGAUUUUAUAUUAGCAGCCUUUCAAUAAACAAAUUCUGCAUAAAUCAAAACUUUCUCUUUUAUUUUUUUAUUAUUAAAAAAAAUAUAUUAUUUUUUUUUUUUUUUUUUUUUUUUUUUUUUUUUUUUUUUUUUUUUUUUUUUUUUUUUUUUUAAUAAUAUAAACAAUUGGCAAGGAACAAUCUUGUUUUAGCUCUCUUAAAUUAUUUACAUUGGGAUUUUUUCUUCAUGUUGUCGUUUAGAUUUUAUAUGAGCAGCCUUUCAAUAAACAAAUUCUGCAUAAAUCAAAACUUUCUCUUUUAUUUUUUUAUUAUUAAAAAAAAUAUAUUUGAAGCGACCGAAUAAGACAUUUAAAGACAAGCACUAAUAAUAAUUACUUGUAAUAAUUACUGACAUGAAAUAAUUAAUCAUUGUCAUUUUUAACUCUCUGCAGGCUGAUGUUUUUUUUUUUGUUCUUCUCUUUUUUUUUUUUUUUUUUUUCUGUGUUUUUUUUUUUUUUUUUUUUUUUUUUUUUUUUUUUUUUUUUUUUUUUAAAGGUCAUCUCACAUAAUGAGAUACCAUAAAAAGAGUAGCUAAUUAAUACCCAUCAUGUUUAAUAUUUAAUUGUUCACAAAUGAAUAGGGAUUCAAAUUCUAUAAAAUGUGCUUGAAAAUUAUUGUUUUCUUUCAAUCAUGAUUGACUUGUUAAAAUUAUUUUAAAUUUUAACAUUUUUUUCACACAAACAGCAUAGUGUAAGAAGAAGAAAAAAAACUAUGGUAGACGUAGUUUUUUAUUUAUUGGAAUUUAAUUCUGCAAUAUGAUAUAAAAAAUUUUAAAAAAGAAUUUUACAAAUACAACCAUUAGUUUUCUUUUAAUAUUUUUUUUGUUUAGGAAACAGGCAUAGAGUUUUUGCAUUUAAAUUUAGACAAGUGAACUUAGCAUGCAGAAUUAUUCAAAUGCAAAGUUUAAAACCUUUUUUUAAUAUUUAAAAUUCAUAUUUAAUACAAAUACAUUUAAUACAUUAUAACAACUAAUUUGUGUAAUUUAAUUUUUGUAUUUAUUGAAAUUUUAAUAAAAAAAUUAAUAAAUAGAAAAUACAAAUACAAACACAGUCUAAGAGUCUUCUGGGCUAAGGGGAUUUUCUAACUAACAAUUAUGUCACUUAUUUAGACAGAAAUGUUUAAUCACAUUUCAAACAUUUAAUUACCAUUACAGUCUGGCGCUCUUUCUUUUCGAAGUAACACCGCCUAUGUAAACAAAAACAAAUGUUGAGUUCUGUAAUGUUAUUUUCUUCCAGUUAGUUAGAGGUACUGUUUUUCUUCUCUCAUGUGGUUGGCAUAAGCAUUGGUGUAGUCUCAAAUUUUCAACAUGAUCUCCUCAGAGUGUUUGAAGAAAUCUCAUGUGGAUGAAAAAUAGUUUAUUUGUAAAUUGCAUGUUAACGUGACAAAUUAGUAGAAUUUAUUGAUCUAACAAAGACAUAACAAUAGUAUAAGAAUAAUAACAUUUAUAAUAACAUAAAUUAUUAUAUAAUGUUAAGAUAAGAAAAGUGACAUAUUUUUUGCCCAAACAAUUAUCAAGCAUAAAACCUUAAAUAUUUGACCUAUAGCUAUAGCCUAAAUAUCAUUCAUUAGUACUGCAAUUAUGAUAUCAAAUAUUCCUUACCUGCAGUUUUUAUUUUUUGCAUAUCAUUUCAUAUGCCUGCCUUUCAGAAUCCAGAGUAUUAAGACCAUGUUUUCUUUUAGGGAUAAAUUUAGAUAUUUUCUGCUUAGCGGGACGCUGGUUCACAUCUUCAUAUGUUUUGUUCUGAGUCCAAGACAAUUGGCAAUGUAUUAUCUGCACUGAUUUAGAAACAAGUAGAUUAGUAGAUUAUCUACACAGUAGAUUAUUUUAAAUAUAAGGCUAUAUGAAAUAAACUACCAAGUAACAUAUUUUAUGAUGAAUAAAUUAAUAACUGCCAUUAUUUACUUGUUAGAGUUAGGCAAAAGACAAAAACACAACAAAAACAAUGAAAACUAAAUCAGCUGUUUGAUCAGCUGAUUAUUUAAACAAAAACUUUUUUUUCUUAAUUUGUAAAGCCAAAACAUGAUUGGAAAAUAAAAUUAUCAUAACAUUGUUAGACUAAAAUUAAGAACCUAUUAUUAAACUGUACAAUAUAUUUGGUUGUUCAGACUUUUUAGAAAUGUUAAUUUUAUUGGCCUAAUCGAGUGGAUAGCUAGACUUUGUUUGAAACCGUACUUGUGUAGGUAAAAAAAACAUCCACGUGUUCAUCUGAUGUUUUUUUUUUCAUAUUGAUCUGUAUCCCAAUUAUCAAAAGAGUCACUUAGGGAUUCAUGUCAGUCAAUUUAAAUGUUUUCUAGACUCAUUUUGUUUUUUAUAAUAAUUUUUUAUUGAAGCAGCUCACUCAGUUCAAGUCGCGACAAGAAAAUAAAAUAUAUGACGUAAAAUGUGUCUCAGUCGGGAUAAUUUAAAAACAAAUUUUGUUUUAUAAAAAUUGAUAAUUAUAAUUCAAACUUUCAUUUUUAUAAAUUAAAUCCUUUUUAUAACAAUAUAAAUUUUAAUUCUUAACUAAAUAUUUUUAAAAAGUUAACUCCAUCCUUUUUCCACCUGGCGAAAUUGCCGGAGUUCUCUAUCCUUGGCCCCGCACAUUGUUAAGCAGAUUAUUUUGCAAGAUUUGCUAUCAUUUCAGAUUUUUAUGGAGCAAAAGAAAAUGUUUAAGACUGGUUUAAACAUAGUUAGAUUUCGUGAACAUGUUCAUAUCAUUGAAGAGGAGACAAAAGAUUAUUUCAAAAGAUGGGGAGCCAGUGGCCAAAAUGGUAAAACACACUAAUUAUUUCAAUUUUGUUAAAAUAUUUGCUUUAUACAUAAAAAUAGUGUAAUAUGCUGGGUAAAAUAUCAUAUGACACCCAAUUUCUCACACUGGGCGCACUUAAUCUGAACGAUAAAGUUUUACGUUUGUUUGCAAAAAUCUAAUUGAAAAAAGAUUAUUUAAGUCUCAAAAAUUACUCACUCAUUUAUGUUCAGUAUUUACAUUAAAAUCUUUUAUAUUCUAACAGAUCUCUUUCAAGCUCUCUCUGAGCUUAUUAUAUUAACUGCCAGUCAUUGUUUGCAUGGUAAGUAUUGCAUUUUUUUAAAGUUGAGUUUCACCAAUAUUCUUCUGAAAAGCUGUAUUCUGAUUAAUUGGCUAUUUUUUCUAAAUAUAGUUUUGUCCUUUUUUAAGGCUUACAUUUUUAAUAAUGGUGCAUUAAAGAUAUUUAGUAUGGCAUUCAAAGGAUCAAGAUUUUUAUUUUAUUAUUUUGGAUGUUAAACACUGACAGUUGAAAGCAGAUUUACAAUGAGUGUAAAAUGGGCCAUUUCCUAUGUUUGUGACUAGGAUAAAAUAUUAGUAAUGCAUUACAAACAUAGCCAUUAGAAUAGUAGGGAAGGGUAUGUUUUCCUCUAAGACUAUUCUAGAUGAGACAUCUUGAGUUUGUUUUAUUUAUUUUGAACUUCAUUGCGUACUUUGUUAUGUAGAUUCAUCCUUUCUCAAUGAGGCUCUAGUCUGGAAUAAAUAUUGAUACCUCAGCCUUGUCCACAUAAAAAUGUAUUUCUAAAUCUAUAUUUAUUGAGGUCGUGAAAUCCGUACACGUCUGGAUGAACAUGUUGCUCAGUUGUAUGCAGAUUUGGAUGGUGGUUUCACUCACUUAGCUUGGUUAUUACCUGGUUGGUUACCAUUUCCAAGCUUUAGGUUAGUACUUUAACACUAUGAAAGUUUCUGUUUUUUGUUUCUGUUACCCUGUUUAAGAAUAUAAGAAAAUACAUUUUUGUUCAUCUUGAAACAUGUAAAAUAACAACAGAUUUUUUUAAUGCAGAAAAAGGGACAGAGCCCAAAGAGAGAUGAAAAAAAUAUUUCAUGAAGUGAUAAGUAAAAGAAGGGCUGAUCCAAAUCCUGAUGAUGAUAUGCUGCAGACACUAAUUGAUUCAAAAUAUAAGUAUGUACUGAAUAAGAGUUAUUGAAAUCAAGAUAUAUUUAAUUAAUUUUGUUUUGUAACCUCCUGAUUGGCAAACAUUUCAACUUAUCAGAAUUUUAAUUUGAGAGAGAAAAUUGGCAUACCAUUAGGCCAUUACACUACUGUUAUUUGUUACUUUUUUUCGAUAGAUCAAGUAUAAAAAAUUAUUUGACAAUCUUUUAUAUAUUACAGUUAAAUGGCUAACAUAUAUUGUGUAAAAAUGGCAACUAUUUAAAAAAAAUACAAAUAUUAAAGAUAUUCUUUAUACAAUAAAUCAGGACUGGAAGGCCACUAACAGAUGAUGAAAUCUCUGGUAUGCUAAUUGGGCUUUUGUUAGCUGGACAGCAUACAUCAUCCACCACAAGCUCAUGGCUCGGCUUCUUUUUGGCUAAAGAUAAGGAACUUCAGGUAUGUAAAUCAAUAUUUUUGUUGCAAGCAAUUUAAAAUAUAUUUAUUAUCUUUUUUCCUCACCAAUGAUUUAUUUCUCAUUUUCACUUUCCCUUGUACUUGUACUAACAAAGUAACUAAUUUUUCAUAUCAGGAGAUCUUGAAACUCAGAAUUUCUGGCCAAAACUUACAAUACAUGGUUUAAUUUCACUCAUGGAUUCUAUGAUGUCCAGAAGUCAGACAAUUUGAUAUUCUGUUGAUUUUUUCUAAAGUUUAGUAUAGCAAUACUUUUCCUUCAUAUUCAUAAAAGAAUUUAUUAAUUCAUUUUUUUUUUCCUUCAUAUUAUUCACUUAUGAAUGCUGAAAAUGUAAUUCUUAAUUUAUAAUUUACUAGCCAAUAUACCCGGCGUUGCACAGGAUUGCAUUAGUACCCCAUCCUUGUGUGACCCCGAUCCCAUUGGAACCCGAAUCCCAUUCUGACACCGAUCCUGGCGCAGUCCCGUUUUAUCCCGAUCCCAGUGGAUCCAUUCAAGAUUGGGAUUUCGAUCCAGGUGGGAUCCUGAUCCCUUUGGGAUAAAGAUUAUGAUGGGAUCCCGACCCCUUUAGGGUUCCGUAUAAAAAAAAUUAAUCAGUAUUACUGAGAGAACAGUAAACUCUGGGAAAUAAUGGAAAUGAAAAGAACUGACUAAAAUUUCAUUAUCCCUUAGAUCCCACUGUAUAUCCCCGUGGAACAAUUUAGAACUUUCUGGAACAUUCUAGAUUAAAUUUAAUAACCUGCUCGAAACGUGUAAAACUACUUUUCUAAUUAUUUUUGGAAAAUUCUAGAUUGCAUAUUAUUAGUUUUAAAUCCACCGAUAUUUCAAUACGGACUAAGAAGCCUAAUGAACAAAGCUAGGCUUAGAUCCAUAAAUUCACAUAGAACCUGUACCGUUGUCUAACCCUUUUGAUAUUCAUAUACUUAUAGAAGGAAAAAUGAACUGGGGGCCCCAGAGAAAUGGAUAUUAUGAGUUCAGUACCCUUCGGUAUUUGAAUAUGGAUGAUCAUGUGUAUGUGUAAUAAGUUUGGUCAAGAUCCAUCCAUUCAUGUAGGAGUAUUAAGCCUAUUGAUAUUUAUAUAGCUUAUAUAAGGAAAAAUGAAAUUGGGCCCCCAGCCCCAAAAGAAUGGAUAUUAUUAGUUAAGUGCCCUUUGGUAUUUGAAUAUGGAUAAUAAAGUAUAUGUGUACUAAGUUUGGUCAAGAUCCAUCUACUCAUGUAGGAGUAUUUGUUGUUAAUUUUAUUUUUUUAUCUAUUUAUUUUUGUAGCUCAUAUAAGGAAAAAAACAAAUUCGGGGUCCCAGGCACCAUACGGAAUGUAAUGAAAAGUUCAUAACCCCUUAAGAGUUCCUUCCGGAUAAUGAUGGAUAUAUGUGCCAAGUUUGGUCAAGAUCCAUCAAUCCAUGUAAAAGCCUUUGUGGAACAAACAAAGCCACAAACCCACAAAAAUGUUUUUAUAAUAUCCAUUUAUUACAUUGCAUAGGACAGAGUCUAUGAAGAGCAGAAACAAGUUUGUGGAGAAGGUUUUGCUCCUCUGGACUAUGACCAGUUGAAGGAAAUGUCACUGCUUGACCGUUGUCUUAAAGAAACCCUAAGACUUAGACCACCAAUUAUGACGAUGAUGCGCAUGUGCAGGACUUCCCAGGUAAUUUUUCUUUUUUUUGCAGAGAGAAAUGCCCAUUUAGUUUGUUUAACACUUCAAAUCAUCAAAUCAAUUAAUUUGUGAAUUUUAUUGGUGAGAAAUAGUUUAUUUUAAUUUUAUUGUUGAUGCUGAAGUUGAUAAAUAAAAUUCAGAAUACUAGACAUUCAAAUUUUGACAUUUUUCUCAAAGAAUGUGCUUGGCUACACAAUUCCACCUGGUCACCAAGUGUGUGUGUCUCCCACUACUAAUCAUCGUCUUCCUGACACUUGGAAGGACUUUGACAAAUUUAUUCCUGAUCGGUAAUGUUUAAAAUAGCGCAAUAAAUAUUUUCAAUUCAAAUAAUGUUAACCUCAUAACUAUGGAAAAUAAUGGAUAGUCUAAUGUUAUCACAUUUACCUAAUAAAUAGAUAUGCUGUAUUGAUUUUAAUAUUAGAAUUACUUAUGGGCAGUACUUGUUAUGUACAAUAUGUACCGGGUACAGUGAAUUAAAUGUUGUUUUGUAAUACAUAUGAUUAGAUUGAAUUGUAAAGAAGGAUCUUAAUAAAUUUCAGAUUUAUUGAUCCGGAGGUGGCCAACAGUGAGAAAUUUGCAUAUAUACCAUUUGGAGCCGGGCGUCAUCGAUGUAUUGGUGAAUCCUUUGCCUAUGUGCAAAUUAAAACUAUCUUCUCAAUCUUGAUACGAAAGUAUGAACUUGAUUUGGUAGAUGGUUACUUUCCAGAAGUUAAUGUGUCCACCAUGAUCCACACACCAACAAAUCCUGUAAUCAAAUAUCGACUGAGGCAUCCAGAUAUCAAAAUUUGAAUUUACAAAGUAAUGCCUAUAAAGUAUAAAAAAAAGUAUUGUCAUAGCCAUAUGCAUUAAAAAUCGACUUUUUUUCUUCACAAAACAAACAAGUAAUAUUUAGGCUUUAAACUUUAAGCAUUUUAAUUUUAUGAAAAAUAUUCUAAGUAACAUUUAUUUAUAGGGAUAUAUUGAAUUUAAAUGAAAACAACUCUGCAAAUAAUUUUAUAAUUAGUUGAUUUUAAAAGUUAAUAUUGAAUUAUCGGUAAUUAUAAAAUAUGAUACUUUUUUCAACGUCUUCCAUUGGUCAAUACAAUUGUAAAUGUAUUUGAAAAAGUGAAUAUAAUAAACUGUAAUUCCUGGCAAGGGUUAGGGUUAGGUGUAACUAAUUACAUGUUAAGAUUUUCUUUUGAAUGUACCUGAUACCAAUUUUAAUUUGUGUUCAGAUUCUUUUUUUUUUUUCAUUUUGUUUUGUCAGUUCUUAUUUUAAGGGUGUUGAGGUUAGGAGGGGCGUUGAGUGGUUAUAAUUUUAGAUAUGGGGAGGGGGCCUGACAAAUGCAUUUGUACUCAAGGAUCAUGACAGUCUAUCUUUAACACUCGAACUGUGGCUUGCAUCAUUCUAUGGUGUGGAGCUUUUCAGAACUGUUUGAAUGCCUUUUGAAAUUGCAUUAAAUGACAUAGAAAUAUUGAUGCAAGACCCCUAUAAGUACAAGUAUAUAUUUUUAGAAAGGUAAAUGGAUGGGGAUAAAGUUGGCCAUAUUGCCCACCCCAUAAAAAUUUUUUUUUGCUCAGUGUCCUUGACCUUGAAGUUCUCAAGAAAAUAAAAAUCGACAAAAUGUCUCUUUCAAGCGUUCAUAACAUCAUUAAUUUUUAUAGAUACACUUAAACACAAAUCUAAAUGUUGUAGCCAAUUCAUUUAUCAAUCAGAAAAUGUAUAGUUUGCUAAGGUUUUGAUUGCAAUUACACAUUUGAAAGCAAUUUUAGGUCAUUUAUAUAAGAAACUGAGACAACUGCUAAAAUCUAAAUACAAAAUCUCAGGCAAAAUAGUUAUUAUUGACUAGUAACCAUUUAAAAAGGAACUGUGGAACUGAUUUGAGUUGUUAAACUAUCAAAUUUAUUAGUUCUCAUCUAUAAUCUGUAGCUUUUGUGACUAAAAUUCAGUCAGUCCUUGCCCAAUCUCCGUGCCGGCUCGAAGUCAAACAGCAGCCUCAGUAGGCCUACUUCAGUAUCACUAAGACUAGUAUCAGAUUCACGAAAAGAAGAAUCUGAAGUGAGAUGUCAUGGGGAAUGUUAAAAUCAUCAUCAGUAUCACUUAAAUCCUCUCAUAAAAAGCUUUCAAAAAUAUUUAUAGGCACCUAUUUCUAUUAGUUCUCGCACUAAAGGCCGGGCAAUAGCUUCCGCCAUUUUUGCUUUAAAAAAAUAUAAGCGAUAUAAAAUUCAGAUUAAAAAGUACUUUUGUUAAGUUAUCAAGAAACAGCUUCACCCGGAAGUUGAUUUAGUUAUUAAUAGAAGGAAAUGGCUACGAUUUCGGUUAAAUAUUGGAUUGGAAGUUGCUAUCGGACCGCGAUUUUUUCAGCCGCCACAGCACAGAACGAGAAUGUCGGCCGAUUUGUUACAUAGCUUGUUGGGAAAUUAUCUUGUGUUAUGAGUAAUUUUUCAUUGUUCCUACUUAUGUUAAAUAAUUACUUUUUAAAAAUAUUUCUUUUGUCAAUCUUUUUAUUUAUUAGCAAAUAUUUUUAGUGCGUUUUAAAAUUUAAUUGUAUAUAUUUUGAAAUGAUUUGUUUCAAUGACUGUAAAGGUUGACCUAAUUUAUCUGGAGAAAAUGAAAGUUGAAGUGAUUUGUGUUUAAAACAAAUUUUUAAAAAUUUUUGUUAUAGCUAAGUGACUUAUUAGCUUCAGUAACCUUUUUGGUAAGAAAAUAUUAUAGCUUUUACUUUUAGCAAUCUGAAAGAUCUAUACAUGCACCUAUAGCCUAAUUAAUUUGGUUUGCGGAUGUAGCUCUUUUGAAUGUUCCCAUGUGUUGGUGUCAGAAACUGCAUUAGGGAAUGGUUAACAUAAACUUUUUGAAGUAAGUAAUGCAUGCUUAUAAUGUGUUGACCAUCUCACCUUUAUUUGAAAUUGUCAUUUUUGUAUCAAAAUAAGUUGUGUAACAAAUUGUUUUAAUUUCAAACUUGAUUGCAGACAUGUCCAUUACAAUUAAGGUUUGUUUGUGCCAAGCUAACCCCAUGUCCUCCCUAUGUUAAUAUUGCUAAUAAUAAUUUUAAAGAAGUGAAUGACAGCACCAUGGUCCGUUGGUUUUUUUUGUAAGCACUUGGCAUAGGAGAUCCCUCUCUGUCAUCACCACCAAGUUAUAAAUAAUAAAGCUUAUUCUUGGUAUACAAAAUUCAAAGUUCAAUAAUCUAGAUAUGCACCUGCUUAAUUAAGCUGAAACUUCAUCUAUUGAUUUAAACUUAAUUUCCUUUUCCCUACACCAAAUUUACUUAACCACAAUGCCAGACAAACUAACUAUUGAAAUACUUUUUUUCUUUACAAUAAUCUUUUUUCUUAAAUCACUAUUACGCUGCCAAAUUUAACAUUUAACUCUUUCGCUGUGGAAUUUUUUUAUCGAAAAUAUGUACAUUUUUGUCAAAGAGCAAAAAAGAGUGAGAGGUAGGGUUUCUUAAAAAAUAUUUAAAAUAUAAUUGUUUGGUUUAUAAGACCAAACUUGGUAUCAAAUGAAAGAUAAUUGAAUGGACUUAAUGUUUGUAAACUUAUUUCUUCAGUUUAAAUAAAGUAAGGAACAGUCCGUUUAAAUAAAGUAAGUAACAGAAAAGAAGCAUAAAAUGUGAAAAUAUUAUAUGCACAACCAUUUUGUCCCCAAACCCUAUGAUGUAUUCAUACCUCAUCUUCACUUCUAUAACUCAAAUUUUCUAUAACUUCUGCUAUCGGAAUCAUGCGAUGGAUCUAAAUAUAAAUCAUCUUCACUAUGAAAAGAUAUAGUAUAAAACAAUUCGAAAGCUUUUUGAGCUGUUAAUCCUCUAGGAAACUUACUCACCUAAAAGGGCCUAGGGUAGCCAUAGCAACAGUAUUGAUAUAGAAAAAAACAGCAAAGAAAAUCAUUAAAUUAAUGCUUCAAAUUAAAUGACAACAAAUAAAUCUUGGUUUCGCUUUUAAACAAGUACCACUCUUCUAUGUAAAAGUCUUAUUUAAAAAGUCUAUAAAAGUUUAACAAGUAGCAAAGAAACAAACAUGAUAUAGAAACAACGCAAUGCAUGCUGGUCCGUGCUUUUUAGGACUGCGAAUGAAUGCAUUGCGCUGCAGCGAAAGAGUUAAUAUAGAUGUAGUUGAAAAAAGAUUUGUAAAAUGUGAUCAUAAUAAUUUUGUAUUUAUUAUGCAUUUAUAAUCUUGUGUGCCACUGAAUGGAAAUUUUGUUUUUGAAAUAAACUUUCAUGUAAAUC